Messenger RNA from Vitis vinifera (wine grape), 1199 nucleotides. RefSeq lists its product as uncharacterized. Gene Ontology annotation, cellular component: mitochondrion; cytosol. The record is from RefSeq and is a predicted model, not a curated record. The coding region runs from base 163 to 744 and encodes 193 amino acids. NCBI's taxonomy places the organism in Eukaryota, Viridiplantae, Streptophyta, Magnoliopsida, Vitales, Vitaceae. The transcript has 8 exons. Gene Ontology annotation, molecular function: peptidyl-tRNA hydrolase activity.
AGCGCUCAUGCGCCUUGUCUCUAGCAAGAGCUGUCCUGCCAAUAUCAUUUUAUAGUUUUCCCUGUGUUUUCCUUUACUUUCCACGAAUUCUGCUGCUAACCAAUCACCAUUCAACCCCUUCUUAGACCUAUCUUCCUCUUCGCUACAAACAGCCCAAAACCAAUGUUGGGUUCGUUCCGAAACUCUUCCCAGCCAAACAAGCAGAAACAAGAAAGAGAAUGGUUUGCAGUGAAUUUCAAGCCAGAAAACUUCAUACCAGGUCUCAUCAUCGGUUUCAUUUUUGGGUUUUUCUUGGAUUUAUCAAAAGUCCCCAAGAAUCAACCGAGGCAUAAUAAUUCCUUACUGGGAAAGCGCCAGCAGCAGCAGCAACUAGUAUCAAGUAACUCUGAUGAAGAACUUAAAAUGGUUUUGGUUGUUAGACAAGACCUGAAAAUGGGAACAGGGAAGAUUGCAUCUCAAUGUGCUCAUGCAGCCACUGGCAUGUAUGCGGAACUGGUGCAAAGCCAGAGGUCACUUUUGAGACAAUGGGAGCAAUGCGGGCAAGCAAAAAUAGUUGUCACAUGCAAGAAUCAACAAGAAAUGAAUAAACUAAAGGAAGCAGCUGAGAGUAUUGGCCUUCCAACUUUCGUUGUUGCUGAUGCAGGACGCACACAGGUUUUGUCUGGCUCAAAGACAGUUCUUGCCAUCGGGCCUGGAAGAAAGGCAUCGGUAGAUUCAAUAACUGGGAAACAGCGCCUACUGUGAUAGUUUUUGGACCGAAGUUUGCAACUCUUUGGGAGGGAUUUCUUUGAAUGUUAGCAGCUCAUGGAGUACGGUUAAGGUGAUUUAGGUCAGACUGCAACUAGUCUCUAAGACAAAUAUCAUUUCUUUCUAGUUCAUAUUCUUAUUAGCUAACUAUUAGACAGUUUCGCACUUGGUCACUGAGAGAAAUGGAGGAAUAGAGUAUAUGCUCAUCAGAACAAAUGUAAGAUCAGCAGUUUUCUUCUUUCCAUUUCCUUUGACAGCCAAAUGGAGCACAAGCAGCAUCCUUCUUCUGGAUCUCUCAACUCCAGAAGUCGGAAACUGGGUUUUGGCGAGUCUCUAAGUCCUUUCAUCCUCUGUGAGAAGCCCAUCACCUUGUGCUUCAGAAACAGAAGAAAAUGAAGAGACAACGUUGUAAUCAUCAUGAAUGUUUUAUAAAGAGAGUUUACCUUUUGAUA